AUGGUCUUUCACAUUAUCCCUGCUUGCGCCUUCGCGAGCAUCUGUUUGGGAUUAGCCACGCUGUCAUACUUCCACUUGCAGCAACCUCGUAACCUUCGGUGGUAUGCGCAAGCCGCAGCCAUCAUCUUCUCUGAAUGGUUCUUUUCGAAUCUAGUUUACAGGCUGGCCUUUCAUCCUCUCGCCAAAUACCCAGGGCCUUUGAUCGCGUCGCUCACAGACUGGUACACUGUUUAUUGGAUUGCAGAGGGAGGCCGCCAUCUCGAGCUUGAUUGGCAGCACAAGAAACAUGGGAAAUUCGUUCGAUUUGGACCUAACCGACUAUCAAUCAACUCUGCAAAGGCGUCUCGAGACCUUCACGAUGUCAAUUCCAACACUUUCAAGGCCGAUGCGUAUGGCUCCUUCAAGCGCUUUUUUGGAGCAGAGAUGUCUCUGACCACUGUGGACCACAAAGCGCAUGCUUUCAGGCGCCGGGUCAAUAUGACUGCCAUUACGCCGGCUGCGGUAAAGGAAUUCGAAGACCAAGUAACGCCGCAUCUUGAUGAGUUUACCAGCAUCAUCGGCGAGGGAGCUGGGAGCAAUUCACAAGGAGAGCAUGGCUGGAGUCCAGGUAAGGACAUGUCAUACGCUGUCGCUUUUUGUAUUGCCGAUAUCAUGGGCUCUGUGACCUUUGGUCGAACAUGGAAUGUCCAGAGAGAUCCAAAGUAUCGACACUUUGUUAAAGAUUUACCCAAUGGUGUCGCUGGAAUCCACUUGGUGGGCCAUAUGCAAUCCCUCUUCUUCUGUAAUCUACACAAGGUAUUGUUCAAAGAACUCAUCGUUGGUGUGGGCAACUUGAUGUCGGUCAGCCGAUCCUUCGCCCUCUGGCGCCUGGAGCAAUCAUCUAUGCCGCACAGAGAUAUUUGGCAAGCACUCAUUGCAUCGCGCGAUCCCAAGACCGGCAAUGCCUUCUCUACAGAAGAACUCAUAUCGGAAGCCAGUCUUUUCAUCAUUGGUGGUACAGAUGGCAUGAUCACGGCAACAACUUCGACCUUGUUUUAUCUGACCCACAACCCUCGUACACUUGAACGUCUAACUCGCGAGAUUCGUGAAGCUUUUCCCCUAUCACCUGAAGAUACCGGAAAGAAGGCGUCAAACGUAAAGUGUCCUAUACGAUUUGCUUCUGCGGAACUUCAGAAGAUUGUGUACUUGCCUGCCUGUAUUGAUGAGGCUAUGCGCAUGUCAUCCCCCGUCCCAAGCAUCUUGCCACGCGUCGUAGGCCCUGGGGGAAUGACGGUUGACGGCGAAUAUUUCCCAGCGGGAGUGAACUUGGGAAUACCGCACUACUCCAUGCACCACUGCGAAGAUAACUUUGCCGAGCCAUUGACUUAUGCUCCUGAGCGCUGGAUCCCUGAGGAACGUACCAAAGGGCUCAAGGAUGGCUCCGUCCCAGUGUCAGGGAAGGAGUCGUUCAAAAUGCGACCAGCAGUGGGACAAUCUUAUGGAUUCACCCCAUUUGGUGGUGGCCGUAGUAGCUGUAUUGGAAAAUACCUGGCUUACCAGGAGAUGUCCAUUGUUUUGGCUCGCCUCAUCUGGCUUUUCGAUAUUCGCCUGGAUCCCAGCAGCAACAUGGGCGAAGGGAUUGGAGAUGCCCGGGAAGGAAGGGGGUGCAAGAGCGAGUUUCAGCUGUAUGACCGGUUUGUCAGUUCACAGAAAGGACCAAUGCUGCAAUUCCGGUAUCGAGAGGAACUGGUUGCAUGA
This is a messenger RNA of Trichoderma aggressivum f. europaeum, 1737 nucleotides long. RefSeq lists its product as uncharacterized. Gene Ontology annotation, molecular function: monooxygenase activity; iron ion binding; oxidoreductase activity, acting on paired donors, with incorporation or reduction of molecular oxygen. Bases 1 to 1737 code for a protein of 578 amino acids. The record is from RefSeq and is a predicted model, not a curated record. NCBI's taxonomy places the organism in Eukaryota, Fungi, Ascomycota, Sordariomycetes, Hypocreales, Hypocreaceae. The transcript is spliced from 4 exons.